GGGGCGUACCUAGUAUCGUUUGCCUUAGCUUCAUUUCCCACAAAAAGGCGUGAAACUCGCGGGGGGUCGCGCCCUUCCCGUUUGUUGUGCGCGCCUAUACAUAUAGAGUUUAUCGAGAUGCCCCACAGCGUAGAAGCCGUUUGUGCCAUCUUCUUUGUUUCAUUUAUCAACAAGCAGCGGCGCGGUUAGCCUCUAGGCCCAUCAAGUAGCGAAAAAAGCGAGCGAGGGCACCCAUGCCAGCGACAGCCUUUGGAAUCUGAUAAGCCCCAAAGCAUCGAGAGAAGCCGCGCGGGGUUCUUUAAGAACGUGAUAGAAGCAAGAGCAGCGCCCGAGAAUGAGCUUAGUGGAGUAGGCGUAGUUGUAGACAAGUGUGAGUAGUAGUGUCAGGGGUCUGAAGUAGUGCCAGCAGGGCGAACGCACUGGAACUACAGCUACAUCAGCGGUGCGAAACCUCUAAAGGAGUGCUACGAAAUAGUGUGAAGCCACUGAGGCUACGAGAGUAAUGCUAGAAUUAGGAAAAUGAACGGAGAGGAGGGUCCGCUGUUGGGUCUGCGGCUAUCGCUGUAAUUUGCCAGCGGGAAGCGUCUGCUAAGUAUGGCAUAGGAACGCGAGGGGCGUGACUUCUACAGGCCGCUCCAUCCAGUGUGAUUGUGUAAAAAGAAUUACUUCACCGGGAUCAUCGUGCGUAUUCAUAUAUAAGUAAUUAUCAUGAUUCGCCUUCUUUUUCAUCCUCACUGCUUUUCAGUCCGUUUCUGUUCAUAAAAAUAUGGGCCGGGGAGUGCUGUUCAGUUUACCAGCCUUCGAAGAUGUCUAGUGUUGCUCGUGUUACCUUAGUUACCAUUUAUCAGAUAGAAGCGGUGCAAAAUAAAAGAAGUGUAUCUCGUAUCCACGCUCAUUGACUGUGGAGGAGAUAACGAAGACCAAAGGCUAGAGGCGGGGCCUUCCAUUGCAGAAGCGUCUGCUCCCAACCGCAGGAAACGCAGCAUCCCGCCGAUGGCCUUGUGUGGUCGUUAGGGAUGCGGCGACGAUGUGGUCUGGAAUUCAGUGUCCUCUCAGUUAAUUCGUGUAUGGUCGUCGCAUAUUGCGACCUGAUCCGACCGGAGCCCCUGCUCCUUUUGCUCCUUCUUAGAGUGCCUUCCAGCUAUGGGGAAUAUAGCACACUCGUCGAAAACUGACCCCAAAAUAUUUUUUAUGAAGGGAAGAAAGCGCACUACUCGACUACCAAUCACAAAGGAUUUUUUGUUAGUGCCGCGCUAUGGUCAUAUUGCGAAAGCGAAUAGCAAGCAAGGGGCGUCCCUUUGACUUCGUGGUGGGGUUACUAUGACUUCUACACAUUCUGUCACAUCUACCUUGGGGGAAUAGACUUCUACACAUCUAUCUUUCUUGAGGGGUUAGCCUACUACAAACUCUGACUCUUUUGGUGGGGCUUUGCUUCUGCCAAUUCAUCUUGAGGGGCGGCCGUACUUCCGCACAUCCAGCAGUAGUUGUCUCCUAUGAUCUCUCCGACAGCGAUCAAUCGUAGGUUUGCUGACCUUAGUAGUAAGACUCGAGCGCGCCUUGCUAUAGUCGAAGAACUAACUCACUGGUGCCAUAUAUGUGCUUUAUCGUCUUGCCACUGAGCCAGUGUUGCUUCUAAUAUAGAUUUUGCGUGAAGGGUAUUUUGCUCUUUUCGUGUCAGUAAAAUCCGAAAAAGCUACGAGUUGGAAGUGAGUUGAGUUAUUGCGUACUCCAAAAGUUUACUUCUCGACCUUCAAGGGGUUAAAAUAAGAGGUAUAGCGAACUAAGCGGCUAGUCUAGCAGAGGAGGUAGAGCGAGUAGCAUAAGGGAAGACCAUCCUCAAGCGCAAGAAGAAUAGUAGAUCGAUGUAGAGGUAGAAGAAGUAAUAUGUAAAGAAGAGAAUAGCAGAAGUUUUUCGUAAUAGAGUCUUGCGAUCUAAAUCCUGUCUCGCUUCCAAUCCGAUCCUUCCCCGUUCUCAAUGCCUUAAGUUCUAAAAAAUUACAAUCUUAAAAAUCUCCCGAUGAUGGUACUACUAUGGUAAAGGUUAGAAGUUCAAAAAUAUGAUGAUGACGAUCAUGCCCCUGGUGCUUUAAUGUUCAAAAUAAAAAUCUGCAUGCUUCUGGUUUCUGCUCGUGUUUCUAUCCAAAUAAAAAAUCGAUGAUCACGCCCCGGCAAUCUUUCGAAAAAUAUUGGAUUCCUUUGCUUUUUCUUGUUCCUGGUGCUGUUUAAAAUCGUGAAAAA
Molecule: messenger RNA, 2238 nt
Organism: Amoebophrya sp. A25
Lineage: Eukaryota; Dinophyceae; Syndiniales; Amoebophryaceae
Source: the annotation of a GenBank genome assembly